Cladocopium goreaui is the source of this 2345-nucleotide messenger RNA. The record is from the annotation of a GenBank genome assembly. Lineage: Eukaryota; Dinophyceae; Suessiales; Symbiodiniaceae.
GUGCUGUUGUGAGCGGCCCUGGUUUCGCAUCGGCCGGUGCGGUUGCCGGGGGAGCGAACAGUUGCCAAGCCGAUUGCCUCGAAUCCGGCAUGGGCCGCGUUUGUUUCGAACCUGAUCCCUUCACCAUGACGACGGAGGGGCAGUGGAAAUAUGUUGGGACCGGCAACGGAGCCUACGAAAAUGUACAGUCGGUUGCCUACGUCGGGGAGGGUGUUGGAAGCUGGGAUCGAGCAGAGGUCACCGCCUACAAGGGAUAUCGGUGCAAGACCAUGUGCGUUUGCUUGGCGAUCCUGGUGCUGGCCAUUGUUGCUUGUAUUGUGUUCAUUCCGUGGGUGUGGCCGAAGGGUGCUGCUGCUGCUGACGACAUCAUUCCCUGGGAACAGGAUUGCUCUAAGGGCGUCCAUGACUGGAAGCACCUGUGGGAUUCAGCCAAGCAGAACUAUUGCUGCCAGUACCAGAGCAUUGGUUGUCCCGGCGCUGUGGCGACUCCCGUGAAGAUUGUCCGCCACACGCACUACGUGACACGGGUGCACCGGGUGCCCCAUCCGGUGACACACUACGUUCAGGUGCCGGUGAAACACGUGGUGUACCAUCAUGUUUACACACGAGAGCAGCCAUACGACUGCGAGGUCGGUUCUGAGGAUUAUGCCCACAAGUGGACCACCAAGCACCAGCGCUACUGCUGCUUCCUUGAGCAGAAGGCUUGUAUGAAGAAGGUCGUGGAGCACGUACGUAACAUCACCGUGGUCAAGAGCAAGCUUGUCCCAAAGUACAUCCCUAUGAAGGAGACGGAAGAGAAGACAGUGGUGGUUCCCAGGUACGUCCCAAAGGUGGUUGAGCCGCAGCCAAUCCAUGUGGCCGUGCACCAGCCUCCCAAGAUCGUGUAUAGGACGAUCAACAAGACGAAGUAUAUCAAAGUCCCCGUUCCCGGCAAACCGAAGAUCGUGGUGCAAGAGGAACCCUACGAUGUUCAGAUGCCACCCGAGGUGGUGAAGAUCUAUGAUCACAUCAAGACUGAACCUGUGGAGCAUGAGCAUCACUUCAAUUGUGACGUGGGUUUUUCCAAUUGGUACCGUGGAUGGUCCCCGAGGAAGAAGGAAUGGUGCUGCGCCAACGAGGACCGGGGAUGCCCUGGCACCUGGCAUGGACAUGGACAUGCUCACUGGCAUAUGGAGGCUCACGUGGCUAGCAUGGGCAAGGCGACAGGGCAUAUCUAUGAUUGUAACGCGGGCUUUUCGAACUGGCUGCAUGGCUGGUCAGAGUCCAAACAAGCCUGGUGCUGUAAGAAGGAGCACCGCGGAUGUGCCCCGCACACCUGCAGUGGGACAUCCCUGUCAUCCUGGAGUGAUGCGAAGCGUGACUGGUGCUGCAGCAAUUUCCAGAAGGGCUGCGCAGCCACCACUUUGUCACCCAAGAAAUGUCUUGCAGUUUGCACGCACUCGGGGGAAUCUGCGACCUGCAUGGACCGCAUCCAUUGGGCCAAGCGCCACGUGUUUGCUGGCCGUGACAAUGCCUGUGCUCUCGGAUACAGUCAGGUGCAAGUUGAGUGCAGUGUUUGCCGUGCCUGCAGUAUUGAGGAGGCCGGUUGUUCAUUGCAUGUGGCGACUUCCGCAGCCUUCGACUGCAACGCGGCACUGAGCAAUUUCUUCAGAGCAUGGUCCCCUUCAAAGAAACAGUGGUGUUGCACCCAGCAGGGGAAAGGCUGUGAAGGCUCCAGUCCUCCACAUGUGGAUCCCGGCUUCGGCAUGAUGUGGAAACACGUACAGGUGAAUGGCUAUUGGACUUGGGUAGCAGUACACGGUGGAAGCACUCACGUCCCAUUGCCGUAUGACUGUCAUGCAGGCUUGGCCAAUUUCCAGAUUGGCUGGUCCAGUGGCAAGAAGGCUUGGUGCUGUUCCAAUCGGCAUUUGGGCUGCGGUGGCGCCGGCGGAGCCGCUGGCGGGGCCGCUGCCGCUGGUGGGGCAGCUUCGGGCAGCUUCCACAUUGUGCACCAUUCCAGCGGAGGAUUUGCUCAUGGCGGUGGAGGAUUUGUUCACCAUGGAGGUGUUGUUCACCAUGGAGGUGGUGAGUUUCACAUGGAGCACCACCAUGUUGUGCACCAUGGUUGAGCAGCGCUGCAAGCGUCCAAGAUGCCAAAACUGGCAGCGACUUGGCCGAUUCCUGGUUUGGUGCAAAGAUCUGCGCCGAUGUCAAGGACAAUGCAUGAACUUCAGCUGAAUUUGUCGCGACAAAUUCGCUCAAACAGCGCUGCAUGCGGCGGUAGCAUGGACAAAGACUUUUCCCCUUGCUGCCCCACUUUCGCAUGGACUGCCGUUUCAACUCAGUGUGGCGUGGCGUGAAAAAGA